UCUGCUACUUAGUUUGCCCUGCAGUCAGCCUGGUCUGCCCUCAGAGGAAAUACUGCCUGCAGGCUACUCUGUCAACACCAAGGCAUCAACUUCACAAUGAUGCCUGGCACCACAACAGGCAAGAAGCUGGAUCUCUCCAAGCUCACAGAUGAGGAGGCCAAGCAUGUUUGGGAAGUCGUCCAGCGUGAUUUCGACCUGAGGAAGAAAGAGGAGGACAGACUUGGUGACCUAAAGACCCAGAUUGAGAAAGAAGACACCAAGAGAGAGUUGUUGGGCAACCAGAGCAGCCUGACUGAGUCGCACUGUAUACGAUGUCUCCAGCCCUUCAAGUUCCUGGUCAACAGCAAGCGUCAGUGUCUGGACUGCCAGCUCUACAUCUGCAAGUCCUGCAGUCUCUUCAACAAGAAGGAGCAUGGCUGGGUGUGCAAUCCCUGUCGCAUGGCCAGGGUCCUCAAGAUCGGUACUUUGGAGUGGUACCAUGAAAACGUCCGUGCCCGCUUCAAGCGCUUCGGCAGUGCCAAGGUGAUGCGAUCGCUCUUCAAGAGGUUGAGCGGAGAACGCAGCUGCUCUCAGAAUGACCUUGAAGAGCCUCGUGAAUAUGAUACACAGAGCAUGCCGGAGGUCCACACAGAUGGAUAUGAGGAGCACAGUAUGGAUGCAACAGAUUCACAACACUACAAGGGGAUGAAAAAGACCAAAAGGCGGCUAACUGUCGAUCCCAUUGAUUUCCAACUGGGCUGCGACUACGUCAUCGAAUCAAGAGGACGGAAAAAUCAGGCCCCAGUCUCCCAUGACAUCAUGGACAUGGAUGUAGGUGAGAGGGAGUCGAUGCUUGCUGAGGCUGACAUGGCCUCUGUUUUCCACCAGUUUUUGGUGGAGCAACGCAAAGGUCUGGACCUGGGAAUGGCUCCACAGCAAGAUGACCUUGCGUACCCAGACAACCAAACUUUUCCAUCCCGCUCCAUCUCCCGACUCAGCUACUCCUCAUGUGGCAGUGGGAGUGCUUGGGGCCCCCAGGGCAGCAGCAGCUUUCUGCCCGGCCCUGAAGACUCAGAGGAGGAUGACCACUGUCAGCACUACCCUCUCUACCAGUCCCAUCUGAGCCCCUGCAGCCACACCUCCCAGGAGAGCCUUAACUCACCAAACGCUCCACCACAGAUCACUGACCUGAACAGACGCAUGUCAGCCAUUGAGACCCUUUUGAACCAUUUGGAGCAGACGGUCACCUCAACAUACGAUGAGACCAGCCAGGCUCCUCUGACUCCAAACAGCACCUCUCCUCUCCCUCAGUGUGAGGAAGUGGACUUAGAGGAGCAGCAACUGAGACAGAAGCUGCACGAGAUGACGGACAACAUUAGCGACCACAGCCUAACCUCUGAUGAGGACGAGCCCAACGGACCACAUUCCUCCCAAGAGAUCCCAGCGUGGAGGAGCCCAGAGGGGGAUGCCAAGCCCACCAGAAUACCCACCAGACCCACAUCCAGAACGAGCAUCGUUCUCUGCAGACUUGAGGAAGAGCAGCCUCAGCUGACCGACUCUCAGAAGGCAAACCAGUCAACAGAGAGCCCGGAGGGCAAGUGUCUCCCCCUAAAGGAGGGGUCAAAGGCAAGCUUCAAAGGCUCAACAGCCUUACUGGUUGAGCUGGAGGACCAGGUAGCUCAAGCAGCUGCCAACGUCCAGAACGCCCAGAGUGAGGUAUUUUACAUAGAGGACAGAAUUGCUGCCCUGGGCGCUGCCGGCAUGCAAGUGGAUAAAAGAAGAAGGUCUGCAAUCCCGAUCCAAGCAAGAAGACAUUCCCACAUCUUUCCCACAAGCCAGGUGGACAGGUUUGUGAGGAACUCCUUCUACAGGGGCUCCCUGACACAGAGGAACCCAGUGGCCAAGCCCAAGACCAGGGCUCUCUGUGCGAAACCGGUAAUGACGCAGGGCUCAUGAGACGGAGGCUGAGCAUCAUAUGACCACAUGUGUUAUUGCUGUUGGUGAUAAACUGAAAUUCAGCUGGGAAUGAAAGAGAUUCCUAAUUCAAUUUCAGAGACUGUCAACAGGGAUGGUAGUGCUUACAUUUAUAUUUAAAAGUUUCCCUGUGAUGUUGUUAUGUUAUUUUACUGGAUUAGAUCCGUACCGUAAACUUGCAAGUUGUCUUUGCCUUAAUGCACAAAAGCAUUAACAUUUGCUGUUUUAAUCUGAAAUCUAGUUAUUUAUUCCACUGUUUACACGGUACAAAUGAAAACAUUGAAACCAAAUUAAAAUGUUUCCAGAUUAAAGCAACAUUUUAAAUUAUGCUAUUUGCAGACAGUCCAAAAGCUGUGCAAUCACAAACUACAACUCAAGAAGAAAGAUCAAAAUUUGAAUGAUAUCAUAGCAAGUAAGCCUCAGGCGGCAACAUCCGGUUCUGAAAAGUGAAGCCAAUGCGGAAGUACCUUAAACUUGCAUUCUCUCUAACAGCCAGCAGGGGGCGACUCCUCUGGUUGCAAAGAGAAGUCUGAUGAGAAAGUGAGCCUAUACUUCUCACUUGAUUUAUUACCUCAGUUAACAUUGUAAACCAACCCGGUCGCCAACAAUUUUUUUGGCAUUAGACAUUUCUCCAAACCACAGAUACGUUGAAUGGCGACGUUUCUGAAGCAAAAAUACAUUUCAUAAAUCCGUUUCAUAUCAGCCUUGUAUCACGCUUGCAGAAAUGCAAUGCCACGUGGUUUACGCUGUGAAAUGAUUGGUUAGGCUAAGGCAACAAAACUAUUUGGUUAA
Messenger RNA from Sebastes umbrosus (honeycomb rockfish), 2745 nucleotides. It is a transcript of the gene mlphb, whose product is annotated as melanophilin b. The coding region runs from base 97 to 1935 and encodes 612 amino acids. Gene Ontology annotation, molecular function: actin binding; small GTPase binding; myosin binding. Gene Ontology annotation, cellular component: cortical actin cytoskeleton. NCBI's taxonomy places the organism in Eukaryota, Metazoa, Chordata, Actinopteri, Perciformes, Sebastidae. The record is from RefSeq and is a predicted model, not a curated record. Gene Ontology annotation, biological process: intracellular protein transport. The transcript has 16 exons.